AUGUUGAAUAGCCUUCAAUUUGCGGCCAAGCUUCAUGAACUCUGGAUCGGCUCUUCUGUGGCUUACAUGGUAUCCCAUUUCAUUGUAUUUAUGCUCGCUAAGGCAAAAGGUAUACCCUUUGGACUACUUGGUGCUGGUCUUCAGAUUGGAGACCUUAGAUUCUUCACCCGCACGUCAUUUUGGUCAUCCUUUGAGUGUUCUCACGGACGGAAGUUGAGCAUUUAUCUCUUUGCCCUGUUCGUGGUGUUCUGUUCCAUCCUCACAGCUCUUGCUGGACCAUCCUCUGCUAUUGCCAUGCGACCCAACCUCGAUUGGUGGCAAAUGACCAAUAACACAACCACUGGCUCCACCGCUCUCGAUGGUCAAUUGUCCAAUUACGUAGACGCAUCUGCCAAUUUUGUAUGUCCGGCCAGUGGAGCGCAAGAUAUCAACACUUGGCUGAAUAGUCAAGACUUUAAUGUUCUAAAAGGAAAAGCAGCGAAUAUGACUUUUUAUAACGCAUACACAAAUACGCGCAAUUUUCUUGCCUCGGCUGGAAUGGAUUCAGGUCAUUCAUACACAACCUCAUUGUCAGUUGUCCCUCAGCUCGCUCCCAAGUUCUUGUCUGAUUCCACAACUACCCUAAAACAACCGACUGUUCAGGUCAAAUGCAAUAUCUAUGCUCAGAGUAAUCUUACAAGUGCUGGUAAAUAUACAGCAGAUGCUCCAGUAUUUCCUCUCUUACAUGGAAUCAUGAAGAAUACAUCGACGUUAAAUGAAAAAAUAGGAUAUGCAGUGCCAAAGGACUCUUGGAGUGGCAUCAGGAACCAGCAAGACUUAGAUCUAACCUGGAUUGACCUAUACAAAAACUAUAGCGGAACCGCUUCUAUCGGUGGAAUCUUUAUGCUUCCGAUGUCUACACGUAUGGUUGCAAAUCAAGUGAAAUAUGAGCCGACAACUAGCGAUAUUAUCAACGAUAAUCUCACUGACUCUGUAGCCUUCUCAGAGCUACGAAGCCUUAUAAACAAUGCACAUCAAGGGCGGACAAAGAAAAAGCGCUCAGAAUUUAGCGAUGUCAUUAACAUUACUCCUAGUUGGGCCGCAUAUACGAACAUAGUGGUUCCAGGAGUUCACUUGACGCAGAACUUAACACAAGAUUUGACAGAUUUGACUGCUCCAACCAUCAAUUUUAACGGUGAUAUGCAUGCCAAUCCUACUUUUCCCGCGCCCGCACCCGCGCAGAAUCUACCUAAUGCUACCCUUAUUCAAGGUCUACUGAACAGAUUCAUGAUUCUCGGUGCAAAUGGGACACUUUCAUUUAAUCAAUCUCCAAUUGGGGGACCUAGUCCACCCAGCAGUACUGCUAAUAUCCAAGGCUUCAUCUCACUCUAUGCUGGUGUAUUCAUGACAGAUGCUCUUGCGCGUUAUGGCUCCCAGAGCGUCAUAUCUGAUGAUAAUUUCUCGUUUGGCCAUAAUGAUACUUUGAGGCGACUAGCCUCAUUGAGGAACGAGCCCGAGCUUUCCAAAGGCUGGCUAGAGUGGAAAUUUGAGAUUUGGCGCAGAGGAUAUAGCUAUGGGAUUCGUGGAAUCACGAGGAAAUUGGCAUUAGCACUUCUUUUAACGCAUUAA
Botrytis deweyae is the source of this 1608-nucleotide messenger RNA. RefSeq lists its product as uncharacterized. The transcript is spliced from 5 exons. NCBI's taxonomy places the organism in Eukaryota, Fungi, Ascomycota, Leotiomycetes, Helotiales, Sclerotiniaceae. The record is from RefSeq and is a predicted model, not a curated record. Bases 1 to 1608 code for a protein of 535 amino acids.